AUGCACGCUCGAGCAGACACGAAUACCAACACGAUAAUCUUAACCGAGGAUGAAAGGAGUGAAAGGAAUGGAUAUAGCAGCCCAAAGAAGAGGUUAAUGGUAUCUCCGAGUGCGUACAGGUCUACAUAUGUUGUUGUUCUGUUGCUGUCUCUCUCACCGCGCUCCUGCUUUGGGUCAGAGAGCAGAGCCUCCUCAUGGGUCCUCCCUGCUGUUUUUGGCGCGGCAUGGCAUCUGCUGACUAACACCACACUACAGACCGAUACACUUUUCGUGGUCGAAACGCUCCCACGGGGCUUUUUUGGCUCAAAGUUGAACCCCUCGAAUAUCGCAUCUUUCGCCCAUAUCUUCAAGAGUCCACCACCAAAUUCCACCAUAACCAUCAUACCUUCCGAAUUCCACAUAUUUUGGGAGCUUGCAAGGCCCCGCAAACAGGAUUUUGAGGUUGUUUUGGUCCGGAAUCCACCCUGCACCAAUGUCUCCGGCAGACUUUUGCAAUCCCAUCUUGAAGCUAUCAACAUGCAAGCUCCCAGGGAUCGACGUCAGGGACAAGGUGCGGCUCAAAAAACAAGCUUAUCGUCCUUAGGGUUUGCCGGUCGCCUGUCACUCCACUCCACUCCGCAUCCCACAACAGCGCGCGCCUCGGGGCGGCUCUCCCAUGGCACUGGAGGGUUUUUUCAGGGUUCGCAGGGGGGGAAAGAAGGCGAUGAGAUGAUCAGAGUUAGCACGGAAAUCCUGCCAUCUACCGGCUAUCGAUUUCCCAUCACCGACUCCUCAAUGCGAACGAAGACUGUGAAGGAACGGGCUCAAAAUGUGCCAAAGCCUCCCCUGGGCCGCGGCAUGUAA
Paracoccidioides lutzii Pb01 is the source of this 843-nucleotide messenger RNA. RefSeq lists its product as hypothetical. The record is from RefSeq and is a predicted model, not a curated record. Bases 1 to 843 code for a protein of 280 amino acids. The transcript has 4 exons.